CGUGUAGAAGCACAAACAUAAACAAAGCAUAUCAAUUUUAAAAAUUUUAAUUAAGGUUUAAUCUUGAGCUGUUCUACGGACUACUGUGUCUACCAAUCCAAUUCGCUUAAACGUUCGCAUUCCCGAAUCGCUUCUAAUUUCUUCGUAAACAACGAUUAGUUGCCACCUCAGUCGAUUCCCGUCAAUUCCCCAUUUAGAUGAGUGCUUCCUGGAUGAUCCUAAAGAGGCUACAAAAACAAAGAGGCGCCGUGUGCCGAUUGGAAUUUUCGUUUAUCUGUCAGUGUCAUUCCAAUCGAGCAAAAGUUGUGUCAAAUCGUUUGUUUUGAAAUUAUUGGAACAAAUUGGAAUGAGAGUAUUGAUAUUUGUAUAACGCAAACGAAAAGAAUACGAAUGCUGUCUGUAAUCCGACAUGACAAUCGGGAUUACGGAUUGAUGAGGUGUUUGCGAUAUUAACACAACCGGAUGACUGAGCCUUGCGAUUUUCGGGUGGAGAUGGAAGGUCGAAAAAAAGCUAUGUUUUUGAAACUUGGUGAGGUUUUGUUGCCGCCGGUUUUUGACAAACAUUUCAUGUUUGUAACUUUCCGUUUUUUUUCGUUGACUAAACAAUGUUUAUUAACACAACUGAACGAAAAGUUUUUCAAUCACAAACUAAAAGGAAGAACUUUGCAAAACGCAACCAAAACAAGUCAUGUGAAAUUUUGAACAAUGACAGUGUUGCUUGCACCUGACUGAUGUAACCGCCGGGUUGCUAUAUAUGUAUUUUUUCUAAUGGAUCAGAUGGCGUAUCUUUGUUUACUAUAGUGUCUUUAGAUGAUCCGAUGAAAGAUGGUCCCAGUACAGAGCGAUGCGAACUUCUUCAUUUGAUGCCUCCAAAGUGACAAAGUGAGACUGCAUGUCCGGGACUGCAGUUUACGACGUGCUUGGACGAUAAACUGCAUCGACCGCGAAUCCGUUUACGAAAACGGUCAAGCUUCAACAAAUCGCCUGUCGUCGUCCACUUCCAGAAUAGAGAGUGGAAAACAACCCUAGUCGCAAGCGAGUGGUGGACAAAAUUUUUUCGCCAGCAAGUGACAAAUCAAACAAGCCCGAACUAUGUAACCAAUCAUUUGCUAACACUUAUUCGAAAAAAACCUGACUUAUGGCCCAUGUCAACAGUGCGAAAAAAACAAAAAAUGGGAACAAUCGAAUAUAUUAUCCUGACAUGAUAAUGGUGUAGGUACACAGCCGACUUAAAAAAAAUAUGAAUUGUACCUGUAGUAACACUUCCUGUUUUUUUUCAGCUCUGUAACAAUUAUUUCCACUACUUUCGGCCGUUAACCUGUACUUCGCAGCACUACUAAAUUUUACAAACGGGGUGAGAAGAUAGAAUGGAAUCCAAUUUACAAACUUUGGCAAUCGCACUCCUGUGACGGGAAGCUAGCUGUAGACUGUUGCUUGCAGUACCGGCGAAUAUACGGUCGGAAACACGAAUUAACGCCAUCAUGCUUCCCUGCGACAUUUUUAAUCAUCAAUUCAUGCCCCACACUAAAAACAAGAUACGAUGUGAUUUACGCUCGAGACGAACGAUUUUCCCCAUUUCACAUAAGGUCGAUAUGCAAAGAAGCUUUGAUACUAUAAGAUGAUUUUCAAUAGGCCUGAUAUGCGAAUGUUAUAAAGAAUAUCAAAUGUAUUUGAAGGAUUUGUCAGAAUGCAGAAAUCCUCUAGUCACAGGAAAAUAAUUUCCAAAUGUUAGCGAAUAUGCAGAAGCGAAUAUGCAAACGUUGUUUGCAAAGCGUUGAACUUUACCAAGUUCGCGUAGGAUCUUUUUUUAGUGCAUCGAGUGUGAAAGACCAGAGGCAAAAGGUUAACCGUAGAAAUCAGAAUCGGGAAAAUUCAUUGUUUUCCAAUUUUUCGAUACACAGAAAAUCGGAUUUUUCAAGCGGAAAUAAACUGCUAACGCGUAAAACUGCAAGUAGUGAUCGCAAUAUGGUCUGCCACAAUCUGGACGACGGCCGUCAGCGGUGCUCGGAAGUUGAGUGCGAUCGGAGCCUGGAAUCCGCUAAAAUGUUCCUGUCGGAGGCGCUGGUCCGGGACCAUUGUCACAAAUUCACUACAGAAUAGACAUGUGUAAAUAUUUUCCCGAGUAUUCUACCAACUUCAGCAAUUCGAAUGGCAUGCAGGCUUGCAAGAACAAAUGUGUGAACAAAUGCGUGAAUGAAAAGUUAAUACUGCUGUUCAUUCUUUUUUCCUUUGGAGAAUUAAGUAGCUUCCUUCUGGUAAUUUCAACAGCCCUAUGCACCGGAGGAUCGGCGCGGGAUCAUUCAGUAAGUCACACCGACGACUACUCGGCCGGCCUCUUGUUCGGAUUGAAGUGAUCGUAGAAGCAUUCAAAGGCUCAUCACCGAAUUCUGGAAUCAGAAGACAACAUUACAACUCGUUUUAUUAAUUUCAAUAGCAUCUAGCUUUAUCAUUUUUGCGUUAUUAGAGCAGCACGUUUAACAUAUAAAAAUCCUCAAAUUAAGCCAUAAAUAUCUACUCUGCGUGUUAAAGUGUUGAACGACGUGAUUUUAAUAAAUUGUUUUUGUUCUGCAUGAAUAAUUCUUAUGUUCAUCAGUUAAUAGAAAUCGGUAACUUGUCAAAUUACAUUUAUCAACUUUAACUUAAUACGACUUAAAGCUUUAAAGUUCGUAAAAUACCAGUUUCUUCAUAUUCAAGCAAACAAUAAGGAUCUAUCGUAUAGACCGAUCGCAUCGGGUUAGUUCUUUCCAGCGGAAGUACUCAUCUCGCUUAGCAUUCCACUACGCUGACGAAAGUCCUCAUCGCGUCAACUUUCAUUAGAGGGAAUUAAUGUUUAUUAAACAAACUUUAUUUGACGGAAGUUCUCAUCUUGUCAACUUUCAACAGAGUAAAUCAAGGUUUUACUGACGGAAGUCCUCAUCUCGUCAACCUUUAUCAAAGCAAAUCAACGUUUAUUUGACGGAAGUCCUCAUCGCGUCAACUUUUAUCAAAGCGAAUCAACGUUUAUUUGACGGAAGUCCUCAUCGCGUCAACUUUUACCAGAGCAAAUCUUCGUUUAUUUGACGGAAGUCCUCAUCGCGUCAACUUCCAUCAUAGCAAAUCAACGUUUGUUUGACGGAAGUCCUCAUCGCGUCAACUUUUAUCAAAGCAAAUCAACGUUUAUUUGACGGAAGUCCUCAUCGCGUCAACUUUUAUCAAAGUGAAUCAACGUUUAUUUGACGGAAGUCCUCAUCGCGUCAACUUUUACCAGAGCAAAUCUUCGUUUAUUUGACGGAAGUCCUCAUCGCGUCAACUUUCAUCAUAGCAAAUCAGCGUUUGUUUGACGGAAGUCCUCAUCGCGUCAACUUUUAUCAAUCAAAUCAACGUUUAUUUUGACGGAAGUCCUCAUCGCGUCAACUUUUACCAGAGAAAAUCUUCGUUUAUUUGACGGAAGUCCUCAUCGCGUCAACUUUCAUCACAGCAUAUCAACGUUUGUUUGACGGAAGUCCUCAUCGCGUCAACUUUUAUCAAAGCAAAUUAAUACCUGACGGAAGUCCUCAUCGCGUCAACUUAUAUCAGAUCAAAUUAAUGCUUAUUUGACGGAAGUCCUCAUCCGUCAGGCUCAUGAAACAAUGUAUUUAGUCUAGGCGGAAAGUCCACAUCUCGCCUGGCAGACGUAUUUGUAGAACAUAUAAAUUUACUUACUCUUAAUCAGGCGGAAGGCCUCAUCUCGCCUGAAAUCUGCACUCCUACGGAAAGUUCUCAUCGACACUGGGACGGAAGUCUCGUAAAGUCUUUAACACUUUUCAAACGGUUAUCCACAGUCCAGUUCGCACAAGAUUCCUUUCUUUAAACUUCUGUAUUUUAAGCGCAAGUCAACUUCACGUGAGAUUUUGUGCUACGCGUUUUCAACUCACACAAAUUCAGCGGAAUGAAAUUCUUCAAAUAACUUGUGUAUUUUAGGCGGAAGUCGACUUCACGUGAGAUUUUGUGCUACGCGUUUUCAAUUCAUACGAAUUCAGCGGGAUGAAUAUAGAUUCAAAAACUACAAAAUGGCUACUUACAUUUUCUUCGCCCUUUAAUGUCCAGUAGAUAAAAAAAAAAAUGCAGGCUCUCGGGAGUCCCGAGUAGGGACAUAAAGAUCAGUAUCCGGCAGGAUCGCCAAUUGUGCAACCUACAGGCGGACAAGGGAGAGACUUCCGGCUGGUCCUGGAUCGUGGUUCCCCGGAGAAGGGGAUUUGCCUGGAAGCGAGCCGCUGCUGUCGUUCGGUCAGUGGGUGAUUGAGGAGUAAUGAGGAGAGGUGGGCAGAGGGGGCGCGAGUGAUGAGGAAAAUGGAUGUCGUCUGACGAGGGGCUAUCUGAUGGUGAUCGGGUGUAAUGUACGAUUGCUUAUAUAAAUUACGCAUUUCAAAUGAGUCGUUAUAUCACCGCUACACAAAAACCAAACAUUCUCACUGGAUUUACUCCACAAUAGUAAGACCAAUUUUGGCCCAUGAGUGUCUAGUGUGGUGGCAGAAAGGAGAAGUUGCAAUAGUUAGGACAAAACUGAAUCACCUUCAAAGAAUGUGUCUUUUAGGGAUGUCCGGAUCGUUCACAACAACUCCUACUGCAGCACUACUUUUCUAUCAAACCUCUACACUUGUUCCUAAAAUAGGAAGCCUUCGUAUACAGGCAGUUGGUCUUUGACUGUCAGGAAAUAUCGAAAGAUCAUCGAGUCAUACAAAUGUGUGGCCUGAAUUAGUUAAAUUAAACGAGUUUAAUUUAGCGCCAAACGAUUUAACACUCUCAGGUAGUUUUCCCUACAUGGGCUUUAAAGUCAUAUUUCCUUUCCUCAAGAAUGGUUAUCAGGUUUCGUAGAGGACCAAAUGUCCACCCAGGUGCAGGUGCAGGAAUUUACUGUGACGAGUUGAACAUAGAACAUGCUCAACCGUAGGUAAAUAUUGUACAGUCUUUCAGGCUGAGCUAUAUACUAUUAUGUAUGGAGUUCAAAUUGCGCUUCAAAAGAAAAUUAUGUUGGGAACAAUUUAUUUCUGAUCAGAUAGCCAAGCAGCUAUCAAAUCACUUAGUGCUUCGAGUUCUAGAUCAAAACUGGUAAUCUCAUGCCUGGUACUAGUAAUCUACUAAACUGGUAAUCUCAGGCCGAAAAACUUGCUGAAGGCAAUGGAUUAAACCUUCUAUGGGUAUCUGGACACAAGGGAAUUUUCGGAAACGAGUGCGCCGACGAACUCGCUGAAUCGGAAAAAGAAAAGACGAGGCCGAGAAACGAGUCCUUCUCUAUAUUGGCAUGGGAUAGUUUCACUUUGCCAGACCAAAGGCGAACCCACCCAGCAAGCCUCUAUAAUAAAACAAACAACUUUGCCAGAUCACAUUUGAAAUGAUCGGAUAAACGGUUUUCUCUAGAUUGGAAGGUAUGGCAAUUGCAACAUUUCUGAAGGGAGCUGAAAGUUAACGGACACGAUAUGUCCUGCCACUAUGCUAUGCCAAAAAAAAAACAUCACAAAACAUUUUUCAUUGACAUCCCUAGCAUACGGAAGAGCAAAUCAAAAUAUAAACAAAAACCUUCAACGUCGUUUCCAUCGUUCGAUAAAAAGAUUUUAGUUUUGGUAUCUUAUCUAUACAUUAUUUUUAUCGAUUUUUAUGCUACUCUUACUUCACAUGAUAUGGUAAAUUUCAUUUAAUCGCAGUUGUACAGGACCAAAAGUUUCGAGUCGUGCUGUUGAAUUUAAAUGAAUGUAUCGGCGAUUGAAAUCUAUCAUCAACCAAUGACUGGAAAGCAGCUACAUCCUUUAUUGCAGGCCGUUAAAAUGGACCCACUAGACUUUCAGUUGUCCUACUCAUGUCGAAUAUGUCUGGUUGAUAAUCGAUUAUUGGGAGCGCCAAAAACAAUCGAAAUCCAACAGAUUUCCCCGAUCAAAGGCCAUAAACAAAGUCUGCAUCAAAUACUGUCGGAUAUGUGGCCCCAGAUUUUCCAGGACAGUUUGAAUCACGGCAAAAAAGACUUAGUGGGCUGUUCAGUUUGUAAGUCUUGUAGCUCAAAAAUUAUCGCUGCCUACAAGCUAUAUUUGGUUUGCGUUGAAACAAACCAAAAAUUGGAUCAGUGGUCACAAGAAGAAUUGAACGAAGCUAACCGAUCAAUUACAAAGGUUGAUGAAACAAUUCCUUGUAGCUCAAUUACAACAACAAAACAGUCAACCGAUAACGUUCUUCAAAAUGAUUUAUCGUGUGAGCUAAACGAAAGCGCCAUCAAAGUUGAGCCUUACAAUUACCAUUGCCCUGACUGUAAAGAGACAUUUGAUGAUGUGGAGUCAUUCAACGAUCAUCAGCAAGCAGCCCACCGAAAGCAGGAGACGGAAUCAAGAGCACGUGUUUGCACAAUUUGCGGAAAAAGUUUCCAAUCGCCCUGUCAUCUGGACUUACAUUUGAUACGCCACUCGGGUGUCAAGAAUGUUCUAUGUCCGAAGUGCCCGUCGCAAUUUUUUACCAAAGGAGCCUUGAAACAGCACAUGAUAACGCACACCAAGGAACGUCGCUUUGUCUGUGAACUAUGUGGCACUAAAUUUGCUUUGAAGACUGGUUUGGUCAAACAUAUGAGAACGCAUACCGGAGAUCGACCGUACGGAUGCGAAGAGUGUGAUAUGAAAUUCAAUUCAGUGGAUCAUAUGAGGCGACAUAAACGAACCCACACCGGUGAAAAGCCGUACGAAUGUGGGGUUUGCGAACGCAAAUUUACUCAGAGCAAUGACUUGAUCAAACACAGUCGGGUGCAUUUCGGAAACCGAAUAUACCAGUGUGAUCGCUGUGAGGAAUCUUUUGAAAAGGUCAUAGAGCUGCGAGAUCACUAUCAGAUUCAUUCCGGCGAGUUCGGGUCCACAAUGGUACAGUUUACUUGCGUGAAACUAAUUCGGCAGCGAAUGGAGCGAGAAAGGAACAGCGACCGCAGGCGGCCUACGCAUGAAACUGUGAAAGAGGUGGUUUCGACCGUAUCAGUGGAUUUGUCAGAAAUUCCUACGGUUAAGUAAGCAAAAAUGAAGUUUUAUCAGAAAAUAUAACUGCUAAUAACAAUCGAAUAAAUUUGGCAAACUGAAUAAUUAGAGCAUCUCCCAUAGUAUAUGAGUGACGAAUGAUGGAAUUGGGAGAACUUUAGAUUAGGGAUACCAUACGUACUCUUUUAAGAGAACAU
This is a messenger RNA of Uranotaenia lowii, 7156 nucleotides long. Its product is annotated as zinc finger protein 664-like. Gene Ontology annotation, cellular component: nucleus; PcG protein complex; transcription regulator complex. The record is from RefSeq and is a predicted model, not a curated record. Gene Ontology annotation, molecular function: RNA polymerase II cis-regulatory region sequence-specific DNA binding; DNA-binding transcription factor activity, RNA polymerase II-specific; zinc ion binding. Gene Ontology annotation, biological process: regulation of transcription by RNA polymerase II. NCBI's taxonomy places the organism in Eukaryota, Metazoa, Arthropoda, Insecta, Diptera, Culicidae. Bases 5703 to 6995 code for a protein of 430 amino acids. The transcript is spliced from 4 exons.